Molecule: messenger RNA, 1781 nt
Organism: Sphaeroforma arctica JP610
Lineage: Eukaryota; Ichthyosporea; Ichthyophonida
Product: 2-isopropylmalate synthase
Exons: 8
Coding region: 140-1753 (537 amino acids)
Biological process (GO): L-leucine biosynthetic process
Molecular function (GO): 2-isopropylmalate synthase activity
Source: RefSeq, a predicted model, not a curated record
CACUAAUAAAUGUAUAAAAGGAUACUUGGAUAAUCAAGGCUUGUCCAUAAACAGAGUAGCACUUUUCUGCCGGUAGUAGUUGUUUCGUAUCAUUUCUCAUCUGUCAAAUCUUACCACGGUGAAACGAUUACAAUUGACUAUGACGACUGGAGAGAAAGAAACACUAGUGAUCUUCGACACCACUUUACGCGAUGGUGAACAGUCGCCGGGUGUAACCCUGACCAGUGAUGACAAGGUCCAGAUAGCCAAGCAGCUGUCGCGUUUGGGAGUGACGGUGUGUGAGGCUGGCUUCCCCAUCGCAUCCGAUGGCGACUUUGCAGGCGUUGAGCGCAUCGCUAAAGAGGUAGGUCAUCUGACGACUGGGCGCAAGAGCGGCAAGCCAAUGGUCAUCUGUGGGCUUGCACGGGCCAUUAAGAAGGACAUAGACCGCUGCUACGAAGCAAUACAGCACGCACCGCUACACCGCAUACACACCUUCCUGGCCACCUCAGACAUCCAUCUGGAGCACAAGCUACGCAUCACACGCGAACAGUGUGUGGCCAAGGUGCAUGAGAUGGUGACCUAUGCCAAGUCAAAGUGCACAGACAUCGAAUUCAGUACAGAGGAUGCUGGGCGUAGUGAUAAGGACUUUCUGGUGAAGGUUAUCGGGGUGGCCAUAGCCGCAGGUGCCACAACCAUCAACAUCCCUGAUACAGUAGGCUACACCACACCAGAGGAAUACGGCGCACUGGUGAAGUACAUAGUCACCAACACACCCAAUGCUGACAAGGCAGUCUUCUCCACACACUGCCACAAUGAUCUAGGACUAGCCACAGCCAACACACUGUCGGGUGUGGUGAAUGGGGCCAGGCAGGUGGAGGUGACCAUCAACGGUAUUGGCGAGCGUGCAGGCAACACGGCACUAGAGGAGGUUGUGAUGGCUAUCACAUGCCGCAAGGGCAGCUUCCCUGUGAUCACAGACAUCGACACACCACAGAUCAUGCGCACAAGUGAGAUGGUCAUGCACCUCAGCGGCAUGCGCGUACAGAGCAACAAGGCCAUUGUGGGCGCAAACGCAUUUGCGCACGAAUCAGGCAUUCACCAGGAUGGUAUGCUCAAGAACGCAGGCACGUACGAAAUCAUCAGCCCAGCGCUAGUGGGAGUGCAGACUUCGCUUGUCAUGGGCAAGCACUCGGGCCGUGCCGCCUUCAAGUCACGUCUAGGCGAACUAGGCUAUGAAGAGUUGGCUGCCGAUGUCAUACAGGCUGCAUUCGAGAGAUUUAAAACGCUUGCUGACACGGGCAAGAGCAUCACCGACAGUGAUCUGCACGCCAUCAUGAACGACCAACUGCACCAGCCACCCAUCACCUUCGCACUGCAGCACGUGCAGGUGUUUACAGGCACCACCAUCCAACCCACCGCCACAGCCACACUCACAGGCCCGGAUGGCGCCAACAUUGUCAGAUGUUCCGUGGGCACAGGACCCGUCAACGCCAUCUUCAGGGCUGUCUGCGAUGCUACGGAGUCGGACGUCCAGCUGCUUGACUACAACAUCCAGGCCAUCACCGAAGGCACCGACGCCCUGGGCCGUGUGAGUGUAGCCAUUAAAGGAAAAGAGGAGUCGGAUCGCCCGUACCACGGCUCAGGCGCACACCACGACAUCCUCGUGGCCAGUGCUGAGGCGUAUGUGAGUGCCAUCAACGCUAUGCUGCACGCCAAGAGUGGCCCGCCCAUGAAGCGCACGGUGUCCAUGGCCUUUGGCGCGGGAGUAUAAAUAAACCAAGUGUAAAAUUAUUGCUAUA